Molecule: messenger RNA, 1164 nt
Organism: Talaromyces proteolyticus
Lineage: Eukaryota; Fungi; Ascomycota; Eurotiomycetes; Eurotiales; Trichocomaceae
Exons: 2
Coding region: 415-1164 (249 amino acids)
Source: RefSeq, a predicted model, not a curated record
AGCUUUAUAAUUUUGAUUUUCCUAUUAGAUACCAGCUGCGUAUGCGAGUUACUACCAGUUGACCGACAUACUGGUUCAUUGCACACAUGAUUAAUCGCCUUGCGGGAUGAUAUCACAGUGUGCAGUUACAAAAUGACCGACAUCCUGAUCAAACUUUGAACAUGACAGCUCGAGGACCAGCAUGGCCAUCACAUAUAUAAAACACUCAUAAGAAUGGCCGUUCCCUCUGUGUACCUGUUAUGCUGAUUUGUGCGUUUGUAGUGAACAAAGUACCUUGUCAUCUCAACCCAUCGUUGCCUAGACUCGACACCUCACUGGCUUUUGUCUACCGAGCGAGGCUGAAGGUGAUGCACUAUUAUACUAUUAUCGAAUCACUUAUCUCCCUACAAUUGAACUUUUGAAUAGAAUCUAAAAAUGGCGAUAUCUUAUCUCCCCGAAUUCAUCAUGUCGACGGGUCGACUCCUCGCCGCAAUUCAAGCACUGCGAAAGAGCUCAUCAGCAAACGAAACCUCGGAAUUCUGGACACAAGUCCUGGAUAUAUUCUUCCCAGAAACUGAAGGGUUCGAAAUUUCGACUAUUUACAAGACAUCUGACCAUGCCAUCCUCGUGCUCCGCCGAAUCAAGGAUGCAGAUGGCGACGUAAUUAUUGACGACUGCGAUAUGAAGAAUAUCCUUGUCAUCGACUGCCAGCCGCCACCGAUAUCAACAACAGCGACAGUUGAGUCUGAGGUGUCUGUGAAUUUGAAGGGUACUCCAGAUAAUCAAGGGGCAAAGGUGGAAGGGGAGGCGACCCACGAAGAGCGCUUACCCUCCGACUUCGGGGUGACCGCAAUAGGAACGCAAGCCAUUUUUGUUAGGGACGCGGAACUCUUAGCUAUCUCUGCAGCACAUUCUCAUACCUCCCAAGAUGAGAUCCACCUGCACGGCUCAAAAAUAGGGAGUGCCAAUCUAGCCAAAGCGUCGGGCCGAGAUCAGGUUGAGAAGUGGCUACACGUGCAAAUGUCGAAACGGGGAUUCUGCUUCCGGAAGCGAAUCGAAUUACUUUCAACUGCUCAACGCUAUACAACGAACUUACUUGCGGCACACACAGAAACGAAACAUCUGCACGCUCAAGGUAUGGUACACGCACGAUCUGGAGCAAGAAGCAAAGAGAAUGCUUUCUAA